Erythranthe guttata (spotted monkey flower) is the source of this 735-nucleotide messenger RNA. The record is from RefSeq and is a predicted model, not a curated record. NCBI's taxonomy places the organism in Eukaryota, Viridiplantae, Streptophyta, Magnoliopsida, Lamiales, Phrymaceae.
UAUUAUAUAUAUAUAUGGCUUCUUCUUCUUCUUCUUCUUCGUCAAGUAGCUACUCAAACCCUCCGUGCGCAGCGUGUAAAUUCCUGAGGAGAAAAUGCCAGCCGACACUGUGCAUCUUCGCCCCGUAUUUUCCGCCAGAGGACCCCACCAAAUUCUCCAACGUUCACAGAAUAUUCGGUGCCAGUAACGUCAGCAAACUGCUGAAUGACAUCAUGCCUCAUCAGAGAGAGGACGCCGUUAACUCCCUGGCUUACGAAGCCGAGGCUCGGCUCAAGGACCCUGUCUACGGCUGCGUUGGAGCCAUUUCCCUUCUCCAGAGCCAAGUCGCUCAGCUCCAGAAGGAAUUAGACGCCACUAAUGCUGAUUUAAUGCGUUUUACCACAAUUAAUAAUAAUAAUAAUCAUGGGCGGGUGGCGGGUUAUGGGGGUGGAUCCGACCCGAAUUAUUCCGGGUUCUCUUUGCCGUAUUCUAAUCCGGGUGGAGAAGAUGCCAAUUACAGCUAAUUAAUAUCUGAUAUAUUGUGUGUGCUGUUGUAUCUAUUCUUUUGUCACGUGUACAUGAAUGUUGUUUUUUUUCCGUGCACGUGCGAUUGAUAAUUAAGGAUGAUGGAAUAAGAUUUGAAAUGUAAAAUGUGGGGGAAUAUUCAUUAAUUGUUAAAAAAUCCUCUUUUAUUUAGUAUUAGCAAAACCUUCCAAUGUAAUACAAUUGUUUUAGAAAUGUAUCCCCAAAACCUCU